AUGCUCGUCGAAUUAGCUCAGCAACUUGCUUGGAUCGGGGCGGCGUUGAGCCCUUCGCCGUUCGGUGAGGCAACUGCUUACUCCGAGGCUAAGAUUGCGAAGACAGACUCGGGGCCGCUCGAGUUCGAACUGGAUUUUCACUUCAAUCCGUUACAUUCAGCGGAAACCUCAUGCUGGCUUCCCCUCUUCUGCGGAGCAUCCAUAGCACAUGGGUUUCCAAUCGCAGAGCGCCAAGAUGAGAUGGGUGUAGAGGUGUCUCUGGAUAUUGCCGCCGAGAUAGCAGGUGUUCAACACGCUGUCGAGUUCGCAGGGGGCGUCGUCAUGAAAGGAUUCUCCUCCAUGUUGGUCCCGAUAAGACGCCAGGAAGAUCGAAUCCAGUGGCAUCUUCUCUCCAGUCUCGACCCUGAAACUCGUCUGUCGUACCGAGAAGUUCUGGACCGUUGCCCAAACCGAGCUACACUGGAGGAGGUGAGUCUGGAGAGUCUCCGCGCAACUCGUGCCAUACUUGGUUGGUGCAGCGCAGCAACCUCCCUUUUGGGUUCCAAGACGGCGAACUACGAAAACAUAGCCUAUUCUGGGGCUGAGGAUGCCGCAGCGGCGCUGAGUAUCACUGGAGGGGUAUUUGGAAUCUCGCAGUUCGGUGUCGCCCAGGCCAAUGUCACCAUUUUACCCAAAUGGAAACACUGUUACAAGAGGAGCGGUACGUACAACACCAUUAUUUCCGAUGCCGAGAAGACCCCGGUCGUGCUUUAUGAUACCGGCGAGAAACGAGCAUGGCUUGUACCAGCCUCUAGUGUUAUGCUUCACAUGGCGCAUCACCGCAACUGGAUAGAACCUUUCCAGGUCAACGGCAAGCGGAUCAAACUGGGCACGGUAGGUCCCACGGGACCGUAUGCUAAAGAAGUACUUCUAAACAACGCCCUCACCAAUCUCUCGGACUUGGAAAGCGAGCCGUACACCUUCAAGGACAUGAUUCUCAACAUCUGGUCGAUUCUUGAAUUUCUCUUAGCGGAGCAGGUAGAAAGAGACCGAAACCCGGGAUUAACGGUCAAUGGUUCUCUGCAGGAUGUUGUUAAGGGUGUCGAAUUCAAAGCUAUCGUGCAACGGCGGUCGCCCGUUAGACAAAAGCAAGCAACCAUCCAGAAGACCAGCGGGGGCUGGCCGGCUCUCGUACGGGAUAUCGACGCUCUAGUCCUCUUUGCGGAUGGUUACGAGGACGUCAUACAACCUCUAAUGGGAAACUGCGAGGGCCUGUGCCACAUGUGGAAGAGCAUGCCGAGAGGGAAAGACUACCUGGCGACCCGUGUGGGGACCUUGGAAGACCUCCGCGAUGUUGCUGGUCCUCACCUGGGCCGCACAUAUCUGAUCUCAACUCGUCUACAAUGGCACCGGGGCAAUUCAUCGCUAUUUGAACCAUGCAAAACACCGCAAGCAUUUCGCUGUCAGUGCGAACGCCUACAGCGAAUAGUUCCGAACUCCGCCGUUGGCCGAAUCAUCCCGCCUGGAUAUCUCGUUGAUGACGGUGCGGUGAUAUUCGGCCAAUCCAACAAUUUCAUUCGGGACUUCGUGACGGCGCCGCAGCGGCAGGAGAGCAGCGGCAUCUACAGCCAACCGAACGUCAAUAUCGCGCUGCCUUCCUCAAUCGACGACGUUGACGAGAUACCACCAUUCCUUGGCUUGGACAGAGAAUCGCCCUCUCGAAGCGGCUCUGACGGGACACAAUCCCCGCCAACUUCUAGCACCGCACAUCGUACAUUACCUUACGAGGGCGUCGCCGCUAGCAUGCUGAUGGAUACGAGUCGACCGUCUACUACCUCACCAUGUGUAACCAAUAAACGGAUUUAUGAUCUCAACAUCGAAGCUCUGCCAGGCCGGAAGACGCAUAACCUCUCGCUCAAGGCCCAAACCAAGACAGCGAACGUUGGGGGGUCUGACAAUAAGCAUGACCUGGACCUGCAUAGAGAGGCAUUGUGCCGUCGAACGCUUUGUCCGUCGCCUUCUCGAUUUGAGGAUGCUAUGGGCCACGAUGUGGCAACCCAACCGCAAUCUCUCCACACGGACAAGCAUGCUCGAGUAGGCGAGUGGCGCCAAUCCAGCGAGAAAACUCAAGCGGGCUCCCCAGAUGUGUCAGUGACUACUUCCCAAAAGCCCGAUCUCCCGCACGGGGAUAACAACCAUGAACGGCGAUCCGUGGCGAUCCGAAUACCAACUCAGACUAAAGAGGUCGAACCCCAUGCUCUCGAUCCCGGUUCAGUGCCUCUAAUAGCCGACGACACGGCAUUCGAAAAAUAUACUUUGCCGCCUCAAGAGUUCGACGUUACAGGCCAGGGAGAUGACCCGCCUUCGAACAACCAGGCGAAGCAUCCUUUGAGACGGCAGCGGCGUUUCUGCCGGUUUGAAAAGCAAGCGGAAAGGGAUGAUCAUGGGUGUAGUGGUACUGUGGCAUUGGUUGAAGGUGUUGUGACUCUAUCUGGCGGCGUAUAA
Coniosporium apollinis CBS 100218 is the source of this 2484-nucleotide messenger RNA. RefSeq lists its product as uncharacterized. The transcript has a single exon. Lineage: Eukaryota; Fungi; Ascomycota; Dothideomycetes. Bases 1 to 2484 code for a protein of 827 amino acids. The record is from RefSeq and is a predicted model, not a curated record.